Messenger RNA from Encephalitozoon intestinalis ATCC 50506, 1047 nucleotides. Its product is annotated as spore wall and anchoring disk complex protein EnP1. The transcript has a single exon. The record is from RefSeq and is a predicted model, not a curated record. Bases 1 to 1047 code for a protein of 348 amino acids. NCBI's taxonomy places the organism in Eukaryota, Fungi, Microsporidia, Unikaryonidae.
AUGAAGCUCUUGGGACUACUGAUCUCUGCAUUCGGUGCUAUCAAUGCUCUGAAGAUCAAGGCUCUUUAUCUUUCAUGUGAUUAUGAGCUGAGGCCCUACAACGCCGUUAUAGAUUCCCAAUGCAUGGCAUUUGCUUUGAACGGAAGCAACAUCCACGAAGCCAUAAGAUACCUUAACGCAAUGAACAUUGACAAGGCAUAUGUGCUGUACUGGAAUGACCAUGACCUCCACCAGAACCCAAUGGUCCUUCACAAGAAUGGAGCCCUCGCACCCUUCGACAGGUACACAAACACAGCAAAGCAUGUCCUUUGCGUCGAAGCUUGCUCAUGCCCCGGACCUCAGAGCAGGCCCGUGGUCUGCCCUGAAAACAAUGGCGCAUCAGUCUCUUCCCCAUGCCCCCCAUGCGGCCAGGGAAACAACACAACAGUGUGCGACAAGGUUGUUGUCAACCCCCAGCCAGUCAAGCCCCUGCCUGCUCCUUGCACACCCUGUGCUCCUUGCGAGUCAAGCAGCUCCGAGAAGUCUGAGAGUAAGGAGUGCAUGACCUUCCCAAGGAUAUGCAAGAAGAAAUGCGGACCAAGACAUGGAAGGUCCCCAAAAAAGGUCGAGAUUGUAAAGAGCCAGAAGACAUACACAUUCGACAUCGAGAGAUACAAACGAAGAGGAGAUGUUGUUGUCAGAGUCUGCUCCCAGGAUUGCAAGGACAAGUUCGAGAAAUUCGUUCUAACCAAGACUGGAGAGAUCCGUAAAGGAAAGGACAAAAAAUGCAUUCCGGAGCCUCUUCCAGAGUGCCUCCAGUGCCCAAAGAAUCUCUACAAGCUUAAGAGCGGAAUUGAGGCAAAGGUCUGCAGCGAAGUUUGCAUGUACAUCAAUAGCAAGUGCGAGAUCUUCGUGCUUAUUGGAGACUGUGAUUUCUACAAGGUCGUGAUGAACGAGCGAAGAAGAAAGCAAAGCAGCUUCCAUCUUAAGAAGAUCAGAGGACAGAAGCUUAGAGAGCUUAUCAGGCAAGGACUCUUCGGUGUUGAGUUCUCCCCUCUGAAAUGCUGA